Laccaria bicolor S238N-H82 is the source of this 877-nucleotide messenger RNA. RefSeq lists its product as uncharacterized. The record is from RefSeq and is a predicted model, not a curated record. The annotation marks the transcript as partial. Gene Ontology annotation, biological process: peptidyl-serine phosphorylation; autophagy. Gene Ontology annotation, molecular function: protein serine/threonine kinase activity; ATP binding. Gene Ontology annotation, cellular component: cytoplasm. NCBI's taxonomy places the organism in Eukaryota, Fungi, Basidiomycota, Agaricomycetes, Agaricales, Hydnangiaceae. The transcript is spliced from 7 exons.
CGAUGGACGAGUCCAAUGAUAUUUUCUCUAUCUCUGACGAGGAAAUAUCACAGCAACUGGAGUUCGUUGAAGAGAUUGGAUUCGGGAACUGGGGAAGUGUCUGGCUAUGUCGUCCGAAGUCCACCUCCAAGUCGGAGUCCGUAGUCAAACGGUCCAGGCAGAAGAUGGCUGUCAAACUUGUGCAUAGGUCAAAGACGUCCACGACAGCUGCACGCGUCAAAUCACUAUGGAAUGAAAUGAAGAUUGUUAAAUCCUUCAAGUCUGAUCCUCACCCAUCCAUCAUCCCAUUUCACUCUUUCAUUCUCUCCCCAUCCUAUGCCAUGAUUAUUAUGGACUACCUCCCAACACUCAUACCGGUAGAAGUAGAGGAAGCCAAGGCGCGUGAAUGGUUCCGUUUCCUUCUCUCCGGCGUGGAGUUCCUUCACAAACGUGGCGUUGUUCACAAUGAUCUAAAACCUGCAAAUAUUCUCAUUUCGCACAAGAAUAUUCCUGUGCUCGUUGACUUUGGAUUCGCAGAGAAAUAUGAACUUGAAUCCGACGUUGCAUUCCAUAGCAAUCUCUCCUACGGGACCCCGGAGUAUCUCUCACCGGAGCGAGCUCGUGGCGUUCCUCACGAUACUCGUAAAUCUGACGUGUGGUCCCUUGGCGUUACUUUUUUUGAGAUUCUUGUCGGAAGAACUCCCUUCGAGCACCACGAUGGCGAGCAGUUCAACUCCAAAGAAGACCUUGAAAAAUAUUGGUCUCGCACCAUGAGAGGCAAGUGGGUGGGAACUUGGAAAAUAUCGCAAGGCAUCGAGAAGCUGCUCCACAGAAUGUUGUCACCGAACGCAGAUCUGAGAUGUACCGCUUCUCAGGCUAUAGCUGACGAUUACUGGCA